This is a messenger RNA of Orycteropus afer afer, 1667 nucleotides long. It is a transcript of the gene KDF1, whose product is annotated as keratinocyte differentiation factor 1. Gene Ontology annotation, biological process: regulation of epidermal cell division; keratinocyte development. The record is from RefSeq and is a predicted model, not a curated record. Gene Ontology annotation, cellular component: cell junction. NCBI's taxonomy places the organism in Eukaryota, Metazoa, Chordata, Mammalia, Tubulidentata, Orycteropodidae.
AGGUGAGCGGUUGGGGGGCGGGAGGAGGGGCCGAGGCGGCUCACCUGGCGGGACAGGUGCCUGGUUACAGCAAACCAUGCAAUGAACAAUGCCCCGUCCCGGACACUCUCGCCCAUUAUCCGGGCCGCCCCGCUUAGGACCCUGGGAGCGGCCAACAGAGCAAUGCCUGCAAGCAUACGUUGAGCCACCUCAACCCCCUCCAAGCCGCCGUACCCGCAGGCCAGACCCCAAAGACCCUGGUCGCCAUGGCCCUGAGAGCCUCACCUUCAUCUCUGGCUCUGCUGAAGCAGCUGCUGAGCCCCCUGCCUGCUGUCUGCUUUGGCGACCUUGGGUGUGGGACUGGUGCAGGGCUGCCUUCUGCUUCCGUCGCUGCUGGGAUUGCCUCCAGCGCUUUGGAGCCUGUAUGCAGGGCUGCGGCCCCUGCUUGUCUGCCAGGGACUCUGCUGAGGAGGCUGCCGAAGCCACCUGGGCCAAGGAGCACAAUGGGGUGCCUCCUAGCCCCAACCACGCACCCCCCAGCCAGCGGGAUGGCCAGCGGCUCAAGUCAACCAUGGGCAGUAGUUUCAGCUAUCCUGAUGUUAAGUUCAAAGGCAUCCCUGUGUAUCCCCACCGCAGCACCGCCUCCUCAGCCCCUGAUGCAGACUCCUGCUGCAAGGAGCUACUGGCUGACCCCCCACCCACGAGGCAUAGCCUGCCUAGCACCCUUGCCAGCAGUCCCCGGGGCUCAGAGGAGUACUACUCCUUCCAUGAGUCGGACCUGGACCUGCCGGAGAUGGGCAGUGGCUCCAUGUCAAGCCGGGAGAUCGACGUGCUCAUUUUCAAGAAGCUGACAGAGCUGUUCAGUGUACACCAGAUUGAUGAGCUGGCCAAGUGCACAUCAGACACUGUGUUCCUGGAGAAAACCAGUAAAAUCUCGGACCUUAUCAGCAGCAUCACACAGGACUACCACCUGGAUGAGCAGGAUGCUGAGGGCCGCCUUGUCCGCGGCAUCAUUCGCAUCAGUACCCGCAAGAGCCGUGCCCGCCCACAGCCCACGGAGGGGCGCUCCACCAGGGCUGCUGCCUCUGCUGCUGCCCCUGACAGUGGUCACGAGACCAUGGUGGGCUCAGGCAUCAGCCAGGAUGAACUGACAGUGCAGAUCUCCCAGGAGACGACCGCAGACGCCAUUGCCAGGAAGCUGAGGCCUUAUGGAGCCGCAGGGUACCCAGCCAGCCACGACUCGUCCUUCCAGGGCACGGACACAGACUCGUCAGGGGCACCCCUGCUCCAAGUGUACUGCUAAUCCCUACUGGGCCCAGCAGCCGCAGCCCCUUCUGGGAGAAGCACAGCUUACACAAUGAAAAGGGAGACCAGGACCUCCUUUGGGCAAGUCUGGGCAUGAGCCCAGAAGCAGUGCCCACUCUGGCUCCUUCUGCCUUGGCUGACUGGUUCUUGGACCACUUGCAUUUCACUGGGCCAUGGUGUCCACAUCCCUACUGCAUCUCCAGCUGGCCUGACCCCUGCUUGGCCUGUUCCUUCCUCCCUAUGGCCUUCAAGUAGCCUGUGUCAGAAAGCAAUGUUUAAGUUACCUUCUAGGAUUGAAUCCUGACUCUACCCUCAUAACAUGCCAUCCUAACCAAUCAUGCAAACUUCUCCCUCCCUGGGGGGCCCCAGCAGCUGAAAGAAGC